AUGGCGGGAGGGUCGGCGAUGGAGGUGGAGGAGCAGCCGCAGCUGAUGAAGGGUGAGCUUCGCCUUGCCUUGAAACAUCUCUCUGAGCAUGGACUUCUGUUUGGAGCCAAGUGGGCGGCAGAGCAGCUCAACGGGUUUGCUAGUGAAGUGACGGCAGAUGAGGCGGCGGCGGCUCAGCGGAUGUCUACAGGGCAGAGGAAGGGAGGAGAGGAGGAGGACCUUGUCGACCUCGCGAAAACUUAUGUGGAUGUGAAGGAGUACAAGCGAGCGGCUUACCUUCUGCGGGAGUGCCGAUCGAGCCGAGGAGUGUUUUUGCGGGGAUACGCGACCUACCUGUCCGGUCAGAAGCGGAAGCAGGAGAGCGAGAUCGACUCCUCUGCCGCCAGCGCGGCGACCCUCGAGUACGAGGCAGAGCUGAGCGAGCUACAUAAGGAGCUGGCGCGCAUGAAUGGCAGGCAGGAGCAGCUUGUAGGUCGUUGCGGGGGUGAGCUCGACGGGUUCUGCCUCUUCCUGUAUGGGAUGGUUCUCAAGGCGCUGGACCUCGAAGGCGAGGCGAGGAAGGCGUUCCAACAGUCCGUGCGGUCGUACCCGUGGAACUGGGGGGCGUGGCUGGAGCUCGCGUCCCUCUGCCACUCGCAGCCUCAGCUGCAGGAGCUGAGCCUGCCCGAUCACUGGAUGAAGAAUUUCUUCCUUGCACACAUGGACCUAGAGCUGCAGAGCAACAAACAGGCACUUGCUCGAUACCUCGACCUCCAGCGGAUCUUCCCGCACUCCCUCUACAUCAUGGCUCUCGCGCAGUACAACAUGAGAGAGUUCAACUCUGCUCAGUCGGCCUUUGAACAAAUCCUCUCGCAAGACCCAUAUCGCCUGGACAACAUCGACACGUACUCCAACAUCCUUUACGUGAAGGAAGAGAAGACGAAGCUAAGGUCUCCUCUCCUCUUCGGCAAAAUUUCACUGAUGGAUGGAUGGAUGCUGGGCUACAGUUUCGUCGCUCACAGUGCCAUGAAGAACGAGAAGUAUCGACCCGAGACAUGCUGCAUCGUUGCUCUGAGAGAAGCAGGCAACUACUACUCGCUCAAGGGGCAGCACGAGAAGGCUGUGCUCUACUUCAAGCGCGCCCUGCAGCUGGACUCGCACUACCUCUCUGCCUGGACCCUCAUGGGUCACGAGUACGUCGAGAUCAGAAACACGGCAGCUGCGAUCGAGGCCUACCGACGGGCUCUUGACAUCAACAGCCGCGACUACCGCGCGUGGUACGGCCUUGGACAGACGUACGAGAUCCUUCAGAUGCAUUUCUACUCGCUUCACUACUUCAGGUGUGCCAUGGGUCAGUGCUACGAGUGCCUCGACAAAUACCCCGAGGCGAUCAAGGAGGGGAUGGCGCUCAACAAGCUCGGCAGGCUGUACGCGGAGAAGAUCCUGGACCUUGAGCAGGCGGCGCUGCACUACGAGAACAACUUGAGGAUCCUCGAUAGCGAGCAGGUCAACAGCCAGCAAACCAUCGAUGCCCUGCUCUUCCUCGCCCGCUACUUUAGAAAUCCCAGCCUGAAUCGACUGGAUGACGCGGAGAUUUUCUGUCAGAGGUUGUUGGAGAGCGAGAUGGUGGACAGAGAGGAAGUGACGGCUCUGAUGCGAGAGAUCAGACAGAUCAGCGGCGUGAUGGCAGGACACAACUACUCGCUCAAGUUGUGUGCGUGUAGGGGGAUGACUCAGAUCUGUGAUCAAUGGCUACGUCAUCCUAAUCCCUUCCACUCUCUCUUCCUUCUUCCUCCUCCAAACUUGCUCAGCUCUCUUCAGGCUCCAACUAGCCCUGUCCUCUCUUCAUGCAGCACAGUCAGUUCUGUCUGUCUUAUAUGUACCUCGCUCCCAACUUCCCUCCUUCGAGCCGCCAAGGGUUCCCUCUCCGUUUUCAUCUUCACUUGUAUCUUCACCCUACAGGAGGCAUCGACCGAGCCGACCGACUGCAUCCGGCAGUGCGGAUCUCACGGCCUUCGUCGAUGGCAGCGCCGCCACCGUCUCCUCUACCACGACAGAGACAAGCCCGAGCGUCACGGUGGUGCUCCCAGGCCUGUGGGUCCUGCUCGGGUGCCAUUGAUCGAGAGCCACAUCCAUCUCUCGGGCACGCUCAACGUCAGCUGCUCGGCGGUGCGAUCAAGGAUCUCCGUGCAAGGGGAGGAUGCCGUGGACAGCCUUGGGGUAUGCGAGCUGGGCUCUUGCCGGGCGUGCCAUGCCGGUACCUACCAGGACGAGACGGCGCAGGCAGGGUUCGGUACCUGCAAGCCCUCAAGCCAUUCGAACAGCAGCGCCGAGUCCCAGUCCAUCGGCUACUGCCUGGAGGGAUACCAGGCAGGUCCAUCGACUCAUGCCUCUCUACAGCCUGAUGGCUACUGCAGCUACAGCCUUUGUUACACCUGCCCAUUGGGAUACAAGUCCGAUCUGGGGAAUUUGGUCUGCACCUCAUGCCCAGCCGGCAGCAACAACGGCGUCUGCCAGCACACCGUCGGUUCCAACGCCUGGACCUGGAACCUAGGAUGGGAGCUCCACGGGCUCGUGUAUGCGGAUGUGGACGAGUGCCUGAGGGGCUCCAACUCCUGGGACGUGGAUGUCUCUACCUCCCAAAACAAACAUGUCUCUACCUCCCAAAACAAACAGGUGCUUUCGGAGCACAAUGCGGGUAAUCGCAGAGAUGGAAAGGCCUGCGUGAAUAAAAACGAGGGUAUCAACGUGAACAUCGAGUGCAAGCACAACAGCAACGGCUUCCACAAGGUGAGGAACUUCUACUGGGAGUGUAGGAGGGGGUAUAGCGAGAAGCUUCUACUGGGAGUGUAG
Guillardia theta CCMP2712 is the source of this 2832-nucleotide messenger RNA. RefSeq lists its product as hypothetical. NCBI's taxonomy places the organism in Eukaryota, Cryptophyceae, Pyrenomonadales, Geminigeraceae. Bases 1 to 2832 code for a protein of 943 amino acids. The transcript is spliced from 21 exons. Gene Ontology annotation, cellular component: anaphase-promoting complex. Gene Ontology annotation, biological process: cell division. The record is from RefSeq and is a predicted model, not a curated record. Gene Ontology annotation, molecular function: protein binding.